AAUAAACGCUUGCUUUUUGGUUCAUGUCAUCUCAGUCUUAAAGUCAUAAAUAUUGUUAGUUGGCAACGCAGGUGGUAAUUUUCUCAUAUAAGUUGCCCGUCUGUCAAUGCAAAAAAAUGCGAAAUAGCAGCAGAAAGAAAAAUGAAAAUUAGUAGUUUUUUCUCAAAUAAUUUUUAAAAAUGUUAGAUUAACAUUCAAUUAAAAGGAAAAUGCAAUAAAAUUAAAAGAAGAAAUUUCUAAUUGUUAUAAAGUCUGAAGCAGUAAAAAUAAAUAAAAGGAGUCUACCGAGAGGCGUGGGCUCGCAGUCUCCUACGUAGAUUGUUACCAUCAAAUAUCUAAUAUGGAUAAGGAUAAGUUCAAGGACAACUACUCGUCCUUGAUUGAAAUGGAAGACUUGCCUGACGAAAUGAUAGAAUUUAUCCUAACGUAUUUAUCACCUUAUGAAGAUUUGGACAAUUGCCGUCUUGUGUGCAAGCGUUGGAGCAGUAUAGUGAAGAAUUUAAUACGUCGAAGCAGAAACAACUUGCAUAAGGGUUUAAUAGACUACCGUUUGCGAUGGGAGGUUUUCACUCAGGAAACUGCGACAGACGUAGCAGCAAAUACGGCAGAUUCUUUAAAGCAGGGCUUACCAUUCAUCGCUGGACGGUUUGCUCACUCUGCUGUUAGACAUAGAAACUCAAUGUAUAUAUUCGGUGGCGGUUCCUCAUCAGACACUACAUUCAAUGAUUUGUGGCGUUUUGAUUUAUCUGAAAUGCGUUGGGAGCGACCUUUAUCAUUGGGUUCAUAUCCCUCUCCAAAAGGCAGUGCAACUAUAGUAGAAUGGCGUGAAAAGUUGGUGCUGUUCGGUGGAUGGAGGUACCCAUCCUUGCAUCCUCCAUAUCAGCCAUGGUGCCUGUUUGAUGAGUUACAUUUUUACGAACUUGCAAGCAACCGUUGGCAUGUGUGCACUUCGUCGUCAAGUCCUCCUCCUGUAGCUGGGCAUUCGGCUACUGUUAUAGGUGAUCGCAUGGUUGUGUUUGGUGGUUAUCGUAUAGCUGAAAGUAUUAAUAGUAAUUCAAAUGAAACAUGGUGCUUAGAAUUAUUAGAUCAGCGAUGGUGGCAACCUCGUUUGGCAGACAAUAAGAAACCACCGCCACGAUAUGGGCAAUUUCAAUUUAAUUUGGAUGACACGCACAUACUUAUAGUUGGUGGGUGCGGUGGCCCAAAUGAUAUUAAACAAGACGCUUGGGUAUUGGAUAUGUCGAAAGAUAUAUGGGCAUGGCGUGCAAUUCCAAUGAGAAAUAAAAAAUAUGCUGCCACACAUAUGUGGUGUAAUCCAGCAUGUAAGAUAGGAACCAAAUUAGUUGCAUUAGGUCCGACGCCAACUCUCCCCCAAGACUUCCAGAUCAUGAAACAAACACGAGUGCCAGUUGGUGGUGGCAUGGCUGGACCUCGUCACGGUGCCCAGCCAAACAAUCGCAAUAACCCAUUUGAAAGACAACCACCACCUGGUUGGGGCAUUGGUAUGGAGCAACGUAUACUUCCAAAUCACAAUCGUGUUGAUAAUUAUAGGCUAGUUGGUUUGCAGGCGAAUGGACCUGAAGAACAAUAUCUAGCUAAUCGCAGAGCUAUACUUGAUCAACAUCAGCAGAAUGCUAACAAUUUCCUUAACAAUAUAAACAAUAACAAUAAUCAAUUACAACCACGCACAGGACGCCUUAGUGAUUUACAUGCGCCUGUUCCAGCAGCGCCAUCUGCUGAAGAACGGAAUCAAAACCGUCCCUCAACUUCACCACGCUUAAAUGGCCGUGCCGACAACGAUUCUGCAGCAGGUAGUAACGGAAGCAAUAAUCCGAAUGACAUUGAAGCAGCCAAUCGGUUGCAAAGAAAUUUGGCACUACGUUGCAGAGAAAAUGAACCACUACUUCCUAAACGAUUUGAUGAAUUGCAUGAAGAUCGUUUUCGAAUGGCAGCUUUUAAUGUGAGUCGUUUACGGAGCAUCUCUAAAGAUCACAGCGAACGCAUCAGGCGCAUGGAAGAGAAGUUGAAUGCACUCCGCAACUCUUGUCGUAAUGCUAUGAUUGUUCAGAAAUCUGUAAAACAACCACCUCCUAAGCGCAUGAAGCGAAAUGUCCUUUCAUUAUUUGUUUGCGAGCUAUCAGCAGCGCUAAGUGAAGUUGAUCCACAUCUGGAGUGGGUGGAAUACAAGGAUUUCGGUAUUAUUCCAGGGGCACCAGAGCGCCAUCUUAUACUAUCUAGUUUAGUAGCCGGCCAUGGUGAAUUAAUACUCUUUGGUGGUGUCCACAAGGAGACAUUAGGCGAACUGACUCAUCAGGUUUCAAAUUCAGUCCACUUCUUAAGCGCUCCAAAAGAUAUUGUUUAAAUUUGAAGGUAGCAUGCUCGUACAAUUGGAAUAACCACUGAGUAAGAGAAUAGCCUGUCAGGUGUCUUCUAUCUUUUUAUCUUUUUAUCUGUGAACUUAAUAGCUUAUGUUUGGCAUGAGUUUAUGUACCUAUAUUUAUAUUUAAAUUCAGGAAUUAUUUUCUUUUAUAUGUUGAAAUUCAUAGUCUUAAAAUUUGUAUGCAAAAGUUUGUAUUGAAAGGGAUUGGAUGAGAAAUGCUGCCAUUUAGUGCAUACUUAAUGAUAAAAUAUUUUACGGAAAUUAGAAUUUAACUACUUUUUCUGAUAUUGAGUCAAACUGACAAAUCAUAAUUUUUAUAUUAUUUAUUUAUAGCAUAUAAAAAUAUGUUUGUUUGUAUUUGCUUUAAGUUUUGCGAUGUUUUAGCUACUAAAUCGCUUCAACUUUUUAGUGUUCCGAAAAUAAAAUAUACAAUAAAAAACCUUCAAAAUGGAGCUAAUAAAAAGUAUAGUGAACUAUACAAAUAAAA
Teleopsis dalmanni is the source of this 2867-nucleotide messenger RNA. RefSeq names its product F-box only protein 42 (gene Fbxo42). The transcript is spliced from 3 exons. NCBI's taxonomy places the organism in Eukaryota, Metazoa, Arthropoda, Insecta, Diptera, Diopsidae. The record is from RefSeq and is a predicted model, not a curated record. The coding region runs from base 341 to 2362 and encodes 673 amino acids. Gene Ontology annotation, molecular function: protein binding.